AUUUGUUUUUCAUAGCGCCGUGCAAAGCGGCGAAACCUUUGUUGGAAAACUCAAAAUGUUCAGGUGCAAGACGCAACUAUGGACGCUGCCGGCGUCGCUCCUCCUGCUAGUCCUCUUGGUCCGGAGUUCUUCGGCAAACAGUCUGAUGAGGCCCGACGCCCGGAUGCUGACGUCAUCGUUCCUGCGGUCCUUCUGGAAGAGGGCGUCACUGCGUGACUCCCCAGUCUACUACGUCAGCACGUUCCUGAGGAACAAGAGUCCUGCCCCAUCACAGGCGCAGGCGGCGUCCAUCUUGUCGCCCCUCUUUAAGCUUCCCAUUGAGUUCAUGUCCAAUGCCAGGCCGCUUGAGGUGGUCAAGGGCAUCAACAAACCAUCGUACGGAAAGCCGUUUAGGAAGCAGUCCCUCUACCAGACUUCCAAGAUGUUCUUCAUGCCCAUAAAAUUUCUGGCCAAUGGGAAGCCACGCCGACGUGUUGUCAUCAAGUCUCCGCCCCACUACUUCCGGAUAUAAACGGAUGAAAAACGGAACAACCACGCAACGACGACAUAUUGAUC
Molecule: messenger RNA, 555 nt
Organism: Ixodes scapularis (black-legged tick)
Lineage: Eukaryota; Metazoa; Arthropoda; Arachnida; Ixodida; Ixodidae
Exons: 3
Coding region: 56-511 (151 amino acids)
Source: RefSeq, a predicted model, not a curated record